AUGGGGAGAACAAAAAAAAAACGCACUCCAGAGGAAGAAGAAGUGUAUCAAGCUCAAAGACGUUUGAGAAAUGCUGAAUGUCAGAGAAUUAGGCGUCAAGUUGCGCGUAAUCUUAUAAAUGAUGAACGUAGAAAUUCUACAAUUGCACAAGAUUAUUUAGGAAAAAUGAAUGUUUUAUGUAAGCAUUGUAAAGCAAAACAUUUUGAAUCGGAAAAAGUUGAUAAAAAAGGCUUAUCUUUCAAUGAUUGUUGUUCCCAUGGAGCAGUAGUUCUAGAUGCUGCCCCUGACUUUCCUCAAGAAUUAUCAUCUUUGUUUGAUGGAACUCAUGCAAAUUCAAAUGAUUUUUUUGAUAACAUUCGUUAUUAUAAUAAUUCGCUUUCGUUUGCUUCUUUUAAUGCCAAUUUAGUUGACUUUCAACAGCGCCGUCCAGGGCCAUAUUGUUUCAAAAUUCAUGGGCAGAUAUAUUAUCAAAUCAAUACAGCACUAUAUCCCUGCCUGAAUGAAAGUCCUGCUUAUGGACAGCUCUUUUUUGUUGAUCAAGAAGAGGCUCUUCAUGUACGAUUAUCACAAAACCCGCAUCUUAGACAAGAAACACUUACGACGUUAGACAGAAUAAUAAGAGAGAACAAUAUAUUUGCACAGUCAUACGCAAUGAUGAAACAAGAAAUAAAUGAGCAGAGAUCUCGAAUGAAUGUCGAAGAGGAACUUGAAUUGCAAUUAUUAUUUACCUUGAAACCAGGAAAUGAUAGACGACGAUUUAAUUUUCAAAGAACAAACGAGGUUGCUGCUAUUUUUUCAACGACAGCUGAUGGUGAAAUUCCAGAGUCGUAUGUCACUAUUAGAAACAAAAAUACAAAGGUAUUGCAAUAUGUUAGUACUAUGGAUCCUAACGUGGAGCCAUGGAUAUAUCCUUUGUUUUAUCCUUAUGGUUCACGAGGAUGGCAUAGAAAUUUAGAACGUAUCAAGGUAAAUGAUAAUGAUUCAAGUAGACGAGUAACGUGA
Molecule: messenger RNA, 1002 nt
Organism: Phymastichus coffea
Lineage: Eukaryota; Metazoa; Arthropoda; Insecta; Hymenoptera; Eulophidae
Exons: 1
Coding region: 1-1002 (333 amino acids)
Source: RefSeq, a predicted model, not a curated record